CUCCUCCCAUGAAGCCAACACUUCGCCAACCCUUUCACCUUUUUCCCCUGCUUUCACACACUAUUCCGCCAAGCAAUCACUUCCCCAAUUCCUCCCUGCCUCCUUUCUUUCCCCAUGCCAUGCCUCCCCUCGCUUUCCUCCCAUGCCUCAGCUCUGUUUUCCCACUUGUCUCCCCUCUGCUUCCCCCCUUACUCCCCCCUGUUGA
Messenger RNA from Closterium sp. Naga37s-1, 205 nucleotides. Lineage: Eukaryota; Viridiplantae; Streptophyta; Zygnematophyceae; Desmidiales; Closteriaceae. The record is from the annotation of a GenBank genome assembly.